UGCUGUCAUCGCAAUAGUCUGCUAAUUGUGCAACGUGUUUGAGCGAAAUACAAACGACUUAAAAUGAAAGUUGAGGCAUUGGAUAAAUUCUGGACUGACAAAAGUCGCUAUGACAUUGCCGAAAAGCGAUUUUACGAGGGCCCCCAAAAGGUCACUGAUCGCAGCCACUACAGCCCCUUAGUAAGCGAAAUUGCAAAGGCUAGGGAACACAUACAGAACUCAUUGGAAAAGAUUGACGGGGUUACCUUGGAUUCCAAUUCACCGCUCGCUAGCCGACUGUCGCAAAUUGAGGGCGAGAAUAAGGAACUCAAAUCUGAAGUUGCCACACUGAACAAACUGUUCAAUGCCCUCCUCAAGCGCGUUGAAACGCUUGAAGGUCAACUGAAGUUGACCAACGGCGAGGCAAAGAAGUCAGAAGCACCAACAAACAGCCAGAAGGAGCAGAAGGAGGACGACGAUGAUGUCGAUCUCUUUGGCUCGGACAGCGAGGAGGAGGGUGAGGAGGCUGCGCGCAUAAGGGAAGAACGUUUGGCGGCCUACGCUGCCAAAAAAUCCAAGAAAGCUGUAAUUAUCGCCAAGUCGAACAUCAUCCUUGACGUCAAGCCCUGGGACGAUGAAACCGAUCUUAAAGUCAUGGAGACUGAAAUCCGCAAAAUCACCCUCGAUGGCCUGCUGUGGGGCGCUUCCAAAUUCGUUCCCGUUGCCUUCGGCAUCCAGAAGCUCAGUAUCUCUUGUGUGGUUGAGGACGACAAGGUUUCCAUUGACUGGCUGACUGAGGAGAUCGAGAAACUUGAAGACUUUGUUCAGAGCGUUGACAUUGCUGCCUUCAACAAGAUCUAAGAAGAGUGUUUAAUUUAUCACGCGCAGAUUCGGAUUUACCUCAUUACGAAUGGGUGUCAUUUAAAUAAAUAUUUUGAUAUAACAAAUAGAA
Messenger RNA from Drosophila serrata, 931 nucleotides. RefSeq names its product elongation factor 1-delta (gene eEF1delta). Gene Ontology annotation, cellular component: eukaryotic translation elongation factor 1 complex; cytosol. Gene Ontology annotation, biological process: translational elongation. NCBI's taxonomy places the organism in Eukaryota, Metazoa, Arthropoda, Insecta, Diptera, Drosophilidae. Gene Ontology annotation, molecular function: translation elongation factor activity; guanyl-nucleotide exchange factor activity. The record is from RefSeq and is a predicted model, not a curated record.